GCUCCGGCGGGUUCAGCACUGCGGACAGAGCCAUGGAAGCCGCCUCGGGCUCCCCGCCCCCGGAGCAGCCCCGAGCCCCGGGGCCCCGCCGCGGCCGCGCCGCCGCCGCCUCACCCAGAGACAAACACAAAGCAGGACCCUGCCAGACCUGCCUUGCCAUGCCAGAGAUCGGGAACAUCGAGCCCAGCUACAGUGGCACUUCCUGGGAAAGGAUCUGCCCAGUCCAUCACUGCCCAAUUCCUGCAUCCCCCAGGCUGGGGGCAGACCACCUGCCCUCCUCCAGCCACACACUUGGGCCAGUCUCCACCCAGUCCAACGGGCAGGUGCCAUCCAGCUCCCAGGAUGCACAACAGCACCACCCCUACUAUCCCUGCAACCAGCAGGAGCCGCGGGGAAGCUUUGGUCUGCCCUCGCUCCCAGGGCAUGGCGAGAGGCCCAUCCUGUGUUCCCACCUCUCCAGCAGUGAUCCCACAGCAGUGUCCCACCAAGAGGCCUCAGAGACCCCCUGGAAACAGUGGUCACCAGGACAGCGGCGGCCGCUGCAGCACCACGUUGUGACUGUCAGACAUGACAAAGCCUUCAGGAUGCCAAAAAGUUACUCUCAAAUGGUCGCAGAGUGGCCCGUGGCUGUGCUGGUGCUGUGCUCGGUGACAGCUGUGGUUUGCACCGUGGCUGCUCUGCUUGUUGGGAAGCUGCCUGACUUCUCAGAGCCCUUAAUGGGUUUCGAGCCCCGGGACACUGACAUUGGCAGGAAGCUGGUUGUCUGGAGGAACAUGGAGAGCCACACUGGCUACAAGAAGACUCUCUCCCUUUCUCCCUAUGCUGAGAAGAAAAGCUAUGAUGACAUUGGCAUCAGCAGAGGACAGAAGGCUGCUCAAGGAGAACAAGAAGUGAGGACACGGAGAAUGGUGGAGCAAACCUAUGGAGCAGAUGGCUUCUUUUGUGGCCCUCCAGAAAAGAGCUAUUCUCAGCUGGUGUUUAUGUCCACAACUGCUGGGAGCUUAUGGAACUUGCAAGCUAUCCAGUCCAUGUGCCAAAUGGAACAAGAGAAGAUACGCUCCCAUGUCCAUUUCAGAGACCUCUGCCAGCGUACUGAAGCCAACGAAUGCUGCCCAAGCUGGUCUCUGGGGAACUACAUUGCUGUCCUGUACAACAGAUCUUCAUGCCUGGAGAUAACCCAAGGAGACAUCUCCCACACCCUGGCUCUCCUUCGUGCCUGUGCUCCAGACUACCACAAAGGAAUCCUCACCCCCUCCUGCAUAGGUCCUGAGCCUGUGAGGCAGAAACACUCUCAGUGUGCCCAGGUCCCAGAGAAAUGUACCCACUUCAAUGCCAUCUACCAGCUUCUUCACUUCCUGGUCGACAGGGACUUUCUCAGUCCCCAGACGAUGGAGUACCAAGUGCCAUCUCUCAAGUACAGCCUGUUGUUUUUGCCUACCAGGAAAGGUGCAUCUAUGAUGGGGAUCUACCUAGACAAUCUUGAAUCCUGGGAUCUGUUUGAUAACUACACAUCAAUCACUGGAAUGGACCUGGGCCUUAAACAGAAACUCUUCCAGCACUACCUUCUGCUGGACACUAAGUAUCCAGUCCUGGCAAUAUUAGCUAUUUUUCUAGGCAUUUCUUUUUAUCUCCGUUCACUCUUUAUUACCCUGAUGGUCCUGCUUGCCCUUGUCAGUUCUUUAACCAUCUCCUACUUCUUGUACAAGGUGGCCUUCAGAUUCACCUACUUCCCUUUUGUAAACCUGACGGCAGUCAUCAUUCUCAGCAGCAUUUGUGCCAACCACGCCUUUGUCUUCUUCGACCUCUGGAACCUCAGCAAGAGCCAGAACCCUUCCGCUGGGCUCUCCCAGUGGGUGAGUCAAACCAUGCACCAUUUCGGGUACCUGACGUUGGCAUCUUGCUUCACCACGGGUGCUGCCUUCUACGCCAGCUACAUCAGCAGCAUAACAGCCAUCCGCUGCUUCGCUGUCUACAUGGGCACCUCGGUGCUGGUCAGCCUGGUGUUCAUGAUGACCUGGCUUCCUUCUUCAGCCGUGCUCUACGAGCGCUACGUAGCCACCACCUGCAUUUACAAGCCAGAAGACUACUGGAACAAGACUGGCCACAAGAGAGCUGCUCUCUCCCUCCAUUACAUUCUCAGGGGUCUCCAGAACAUGCUGUCUGAAACCUCCAAGCUGCUAUUUGAAAAGCUUCUGCCUUGUGGGGUCAUCAAGUUCCGGUACAUCUGGAUCUGCUGGUUCGCUGCCUUAGCCAUAGGAGGUGCCUACAUCUCCUGCUCCAGCCCCAGACUCAAGCUCCCCACUCUGGAGACGUCGUCUGUUCAGGUGUUUAGGCUGAGCCACCCCUUUGAAAGGUACGACUCUGAGUACUGCCAUCAGUUCAUGUUCCAGAGGCUGGAGCGUGGAGAAGGGCAGCGUAUGCCUGUCAUCAUGGUCUGGGGCAUCCUGCCUGUGGAUAAUGGGGACCACUUCAAUCCAAAAAGCAACAGCACCCUAGUGACAGACGUCACCUUCACCAUCCAAACCGCUGAUGCCCAGAAGUGGCUCCUCGAAUUCUGCCAAAAAGUGAAGAACAAAACUUUCUACUACCCUGACACAGAGCAGAAAUCCACUGUGUGCUUCAUGGAGGAGUUCCUCAGGUGGAUGGACAGCCGCCAGUGCUCCCAGCAAGACCACAGCUUCAACCUUUGCUGUAACCAGUUCUCUUUCCCUUAUGGAAGUGAAGUCUUCCUACACUGCAUAAAAAUGAUGCUCCUGGAACAGGACAGGGAAGGAGCAGAAAUGUAUGACCUAGGCCUCAGGUUUGACAGGGAGGGAAAUCUGGCUGCUUUGGUGCUGCAGUUCCAAACUGUUUACCACUACAGCUUCAACUACAGCAAAGCCAAACAAUUCUAUGAGGAAAUCAACCUCUGGCUAACAGAGGAAAUGAAAACUGCCCCCGUGGGGCUUCAGAAUGGGUGGUUCACCAGUAAACUAGAGCUGUACAACCUCCAGCACAGCCUCAGCACAGAAACGAUGGUGGUCAUGGGGCUCUCCAUAGCUGUUUCCUUCGUGGUGCUGCUGCUCACUACCUGGAAUGUUCUCCUGAGUGUCUUCUCUGUUACUGCCAUCGCAGGCACUGUCCUGGUAACCGUUGGCCUUUUGGUCCUCUUGGAGUGGCAGCUGAACGCGGUGGAGUCUCUCUUCAUUUCAGCUGCAGUUGGUCUUUCUGUUGACUUUACUGUCAACUACUGCAUCUCCUACCACCUGUGCCCCCACUCUGACUGCCUGAGCCGAGUGGCCUUUUCCCUGAAGCAGAUGAGCUGCGCCACGGCCAUGGCAGCUUCUGCUCUCUUCUCCGCAGGGGUCAUCAUGCUGCCCGCGACGGUGCUGGCCUAUCGGAAGCUGGGCAUAUUCAUCAUGAUGAUCAAGUGCAUCAGCUGUGGGUUUGCCAGCUUCUUCUUCCAGUCACUCUGCUGCUUCUUUGGCCCGGAGAAGAACUGUGGGCAGAUCCUCUGGCCUUGUGCCCACACCAUGAAGGACUAUUCUGAUGAGUCAGGGCUGAAUGGGAACUUCGCCUGUGGAGGGAGCGAGAAGCAAAACCGGUUGCGGAAGGUCCAGGAGUCCAACACCGCCAACGAGCAAUACGAGCUGCAGCCCUUGUCCAGAAAGCUCAGCGACAGCUUUGACAACAGCACGUCCACAAGCAAGCUGUCCAACCGGCUCUCGGAAGACACACAAGCUGAAGACAACAGAUGCCCCAGAACAGGAAUGCAUCCCUCCCUUCAGAGAGAGAGACAGAACCUGCAGGAGACCCCUGGAGACCAGCGGGUUGGCCUCUGCCGGUGUCCUGCCUUGCAAACUUCCUCUCCGUACAAGCACAGCAGCUCAGAGGCAGAAAUUCACAGGGAGAGACUCUGUGGAGAUUGUCACUGUUGGAAGUACAGUCCGAAAGCUUGGGAUGUGUCUGGGCUGGACCACGUCCAGCCAGAGGGUGCGAAAGAGGAAGAGCAGCUCAAUAAAUCCCAGUGCUCCAGUGACACUGCCCAGCAGCAGUCGGAUUAUACCUCAGAGAAUAGCCAUCUCCCUGCUGCUGACACCCACAAGAUUCACAGAUGCCUUUGUUCCCUUGGCAGCUCUUUUGACAUGCUCAACAUCUCCAGCGAGACGUCCAUCAGCGAUUUUGAGCAAGGCCUCAAGCUUGCUGAGUCAGCCAGCUCUUGUCCUGACGUCUUGGAGCUGUCUGAUUCCUACAGCCAGCCAGAGAGAGGCUACCUGAACGGGAAGAGAGAUACCCUGCGGCUGGACCUGAGGGAGACCGUCUUUGACGCCUCCCCAGCAGCAUCGCAGCAGAACAGCUCCUCGUGGAAGAAUCGCUUUGGCUUGGGGAGCGAAGGCCCAGUGGUGCUGCCCAACAGCCAGCCAGACAUGCCUGACGUCUGGAUCAAACGCUCCAGCGCACAAAGUUCUGGCUACAACAGCUGAAGCCCUGCGGAGGGCACAACUGUGCUGCUAGGGGAAGUUGAAA
Molecule: messenger RNA, 4506 nt
Organism: Pogoniulus pusillus (Red-fronted tinkerbird)
Lineage: Eukaryota; Metazoa; Chordata; Aves; Piciformes; Lybiidae
Gene: DISP2
Product: dispatched RND transporter family member 2
Exons: 8
Coding region: 33-4463 (1476 amino acids)
Biological process (GO): smoothened signaling pathway
Cellular component (GO): membrane
Molecular function (GO): transmembrane transporter activity
Source: RefSeq, a predicted model, not a curated record